Carlito syrichta (Philippine tarsier) is the source of this 738-nucleotide messenger RNA. Its product is annotated as 28S ribosomal protein S31, mitochondrial. Gene Ontology annotation, cellular component: mitochondrial small ribosomal subunit. The record is from RefSeq and is a predicted model, not a curated record. The annotation marks the transcript as partial. Gene Ontology annotation, molecular function: structural constituent of ribosome. NCBI's taxonomy places the organism in Eukaryota, Metazoa, Chordata, Mammalia, Primates, Tarsiidae. The transcript has 4 exons.
CCCUAGUUCCCUUGAUUUCUCGGCGAUGCUUCGUGGGGUCUUGGGGCUCUUACCUCUUCGUCCCCUUUCCCUCCACCCUGUGUCCUCUGGAAGCCCGGAGGUCUCGGCGGCUGCGACCGUGCUCCUCGCUGCACCGCACGGAACGUUCAGGACAAAAAAUAAUAUCCAAAGAUAUUUUGGCACUAACAGCGUGAUCUGUAGCAAGAAAGAUGAACGGUCUGAUCCACCUGGUGAGAUUCCCAAGGAGACUCCAGGGAACAAAGAUGGUGGAAAGGAAAAUACAAAGAAAGACUUGCUGGAUAUCAUUAAGAGCAUGAAAGUCGAACUAAGCACAGUGAAUGUACAAACCACAAAGCCACCCAGCAGAAGACCACUUAAGAGUUUGGAGGCUACAACUGGCAGGUUUCAAAGAGCUAUGGAGCUUGCCCCAAAGAAGAGCGAUGAGCCCCUGCAUCCUGAGUUGGUGGUGGCUGCAGCUGCAGUUGCAGAUUCGCUCCCUUUUGACAAGCAGAGGACCAAGUCCGAGCUGCUCAGGCAGCUCAGGCAGCACGAGGAAGACACCAGGGCGCAGAGAGACGCAGAGAGACCCAGAAUCAGUUUUGGCAGCAUAAUAUCAGACAUGAAAGUUGCCAGAUCUGCCACCAUUAGAGUCAGUACAAGACCAGAACAUCAGAUCCAGUUUGACGAAGGAUCUGAUGUUUGUCCUGGCCAGGAGGAGACUGCCGAUCUUAGAAAAAG